UUUUUUGACUGGAAGUGCAUAAAAGCAAUGAAAUAAAUAUGCACAAAACUGAAACCAUAAGAAAUCUCUAUUGAGAUUCCUCUUCCUCUUCUUUAUCAUCUUUUCCUUUGCUUCGUUCUUCUUCUUCUUCUUCUUCUUCUUCUUCUUCAACUGUUAGAUGCCCACAGAGAGAAAAGAAGCAAUUUUUGAGUUGGGUUUUGACAGCGUUUCAUGGAAGAUGAAGCUCUUUCAUUGUGGCUCCCUCCUCACAGAUUCCAUGAAUAAGAGACCAUGCUAUCGCAACUUUGUUACUCUUGCAAUUUUCCUCUCUAUGGCUUUCCUUGUUGGGGGCCCUUUUCUUGUUAGUGACUACAAACAGAAAUUACUGGGAUGGGGAAUGACUGAUUCCUUUCGGAGCAAGAAGGGUAAUUUAUGCGAGAGUCAAUGCAAGCCUUCAGGGAGUGAGCCAUUACCGAUAGGUAUUGUUAGCAGCACAACAAACUUGGAAAUGCGACCACUAUGGGAUUCUGCGCAAUCUUCCCAAAGAAAGGGAAGUGAAAAGGGUGCAAAGAGCUUGUUAGCCAUUGCAGUUGGGAUAAAGCAAAAGGAAAUUGUCAAUCAAAUUGUUAAAAAGUUCUCUCCCAGUAAUUUCACUGUUAUGCUUUUCCAUUAUGAUGGUGUUGUGGAUGAAUGGAGAGACUUGCACUGGAGCGAUAAUGCAUUGCAUGUUUCUGCAAUAAAUCAAACCAAGUGGUGGUUUGCAAAGCGUUUCUUACAUCCAGAUAUUGUUGCCGAGUACAAAUAUAUUUUUCUCUGGGAUGAGGAUCUUGGGGUAGACCAUUUCCAUCCAGGACGUUAUUUAUCAAUUGUUGAGAGGGAAGGAUUGGAAAUAUCGCAACCUGCAUUGGACACUAGUAAAUCUGAAGUGCAUCAUCGAAUUACUGCACGGAGACGGAAAGGCGAUGCUCAUAGAAGGAUGUACAAGUUCAAUGGUGGCGGUAGAUGCUAUGAGAACAGCACCGCUCCUCCAUGUACUGGGUGGGUAGAAAUGAUGGCACCUGUAUUCUCAAGAGCCGCCUGGCGAUGUGCUUGGCAUAUGAUCCAGAAUGAUUUAAUUCAUGCAUGGGGCCUAGACUACAAGCUCGGUUAUUGUGCUCAGGGUGAUCGAACCAAGAAAGUUGGAGUCGUGGACAGUGAAUAUAUAGUCCAUAGAGGCAUCCCAACCCUCGGUGGCUCUUUUGCUUACAAGACAAAUGAGGAAACACCCGGCCCUUUAACCCAAUCGGAAAUAUAUAGCUCUGGAAUGGGGCUCCGGUCCCGAUCAUCUGACUCCGAAGAUAGAUCAGCACUUCAUUCCAGAUCCUCUGCCACUGAUGACAGAUCGGCGGUGAGGACUAGAUCGUAUGCCGAGCUGAUCAUCUUCAAGCGGAGAUGGGACAAUGCAAUAGCAAAUGAUAGCUGCUGGACAGAUCCGUAUCCGGAACCAGCAGAGAAAAACAAGAAGCCAGCACUAUAAUUAGGACAAUCAUUUAGCAGCUAAAGCAUAUUUCACUAAUUUAUGCAAUGCAGACACCCAAAA
This is a messenger RNA of Dioscorea cayenensis subsp. rotundata (Guinea yam), 1558 nucleotides long. RefSeq lists its product as uncharacterized. The record is from RefSeq and is a predicted model, not a curated record. NCBI's taxonomy places the organism in Eukaryota, Viridiplantae, Streptophyta, Magnoliopsida, Dioscoreales, Dioscoreaceae. The transcript has 17 exons. Bases 158 to 1495 code for a protein of 445 amino acids.